Messenger RNA from Alosa sapidissima (American shad), 3362 nucleotides. RefSeq lists its product as uncharacterized. Gene Ontology annotation, biological process: DNA repair; telomere maintenance. The transcript has 6 exons. Gene Ontology annotation, molecular function: DNA helicase activity; ATP hydrolysis activity. The record is from RefSeq and is a predicted model, not a curated record. Lineage: Eukaryota; Metazoa; Chordata; Actinopteri; Clupeiformes; Clupeidae. Bases 21 to 3362 code for a protein of 1113 amino acids.
UGCUUUUUGACAUACUAAAGAUGGCGCCUCCUAGCAAGCGGUCCAGGGCGGCCAAGAAGAGACAGGCUGACUUGAGGUCCACUGAGGUGCCGAGCAAGAGGUCCCCGGUGGCGCAGGUUGACUUGGUCUCCUGUGACGAGGUUGGGCGUCCUCGUAAAAAAGCCCACACACAGUCUUCGGACGCUAUACAGUCUUCGGACUGCCAGUUACAAUGCCAGUUACAAUGCCAGUUACAAUGCCAGUUACAGUCUUCGGACGCAAUACAAGCAAACUCUACCAACUCUCAAACAAACUCUACCAACUCUCUGAAUAUGUGCCAUGACAAUAAUGCUACUGAUUGUUGUUCUUUGAAUGAAUCUGUUGACUUCCCAGAGAGAUCUGUGCUGAUGGGGUCUUUUCAUCAAGGCCAUCUACGGUUUGGAAAUGUGCGCAACAAGCAGUGUGGUGCCAUCAGCUUGACUGCUGUUUUGAAGUCCAAGAUGAAGAACGUGUGGAGCUGGGAAACUGGAGAUCUUGAUGAUGUUUUGAUUAAGGGAACUGUUCUAUACAGGUCAAUGAGCGCACAGGGUAAAAUAAGAGACCAUGGAAGGGGUUACAUUGCUGUGUCUGAAUUACCUAGGCAAUAUGAAGUGUGGAAUUGUGAUUUUGCAAUAAACUUUGCUGAAUCUUACACUGGAUUUAUUCACGUUGAUGACUAUGACCAUGCUUUGCGUGAUGUUGCCAUGCCUUUUGAUGUAGCACUGCAGCGGAUUGAUAAAGAGAGUGAUGAUGAAGUGGCACAGUUCAUAGAUACAUAUAUCACUUGUGAGAUUCCACCAGAAACAGAUGCAGAGCUUUAUGAGGUUGUGAGCAGCGUACAGAGGCACAGCACAAGACACUCUAAGACUUGCCGCAAGAAAAACACAGUGUGCAGGUUCAACUUCCCACGGCCACCAUCAAGCUGUACUUUCAUCACAAGAGGCGGUAACUGUGAGGACUUGAAUGGCAAUGAUGACAAUGCAAGUGCUAGUGCAAUAAUAAAGAAUGUUAAAACUGCGUUGACCAUGCCUGACAUGAAUUUUGAUACAGCUGAUGCAUUUUUUGAGUCUCUUGGGAUAGAUCAAGGUUUGUUUGAAAAGGCGUACAACAUAUGUUCCAAAAAGAAAAGCAUUGUCCUUAAACGAAAUCCUGGAGACAUUUGGGUGAACCAGUACAACAAAGACUUACUCCGUGCUUGGCAAGGCAAUAUGGAUAUCCAGUAUGUCACAGAUGCCUUUUCAGUUGUGGUCUACAUACUGUCGUACAUCACAAAAGCAGAACAAGAAAUGGGUUUGCUCUUACAACGUGCCCAAGACGAGUCAAUGAAUGGCAACCUUGAUGCAAAAGCAGCAUUCAAACAGCUUGGAAGUGUAUACCUACACAACAGAGAAGUUUCAGCCCAAGAGGCAGUGUAUCGAUUAACACACAUGCACUUGAAAGAAUGCUCUCGUGACGUACAGUUCAUUCCAGUUGGUGAUAAUCCUGUUAGGAUGAGUUUACCUCUGCAUGUACUUCAAAAUAAAGCCCAAUUCCAACAGUGUAAUGAUGAAAGCAGCAUUUGGAUGCGCAAUGUGAUUGAGAGAUAUAAGAGCAGACCCCAGAAUGAACAAUUUGAGGAUAUAUGCCUGGCCAGUUUUUGUUCUGAAUACAGAGUUCUAUCAAAGUCACAGGUUCCGACUGAAAAAGAUUCACAUGACAUUAUACAGCUCAACAACAAUUGUGGUUUUGUGAAACGAAGGACCCGAACUGAACCUGCUGUCGUGAGGUAUCCCAGAUUUUCUCCCACAAAAAACCCUGAAAAGUACUUCCAUUCGUUGCUGCAACUGUUUCUGCCUUACUAUGAAGACUGUCACCUCAAACCGCCCCAGUUUGAUACAUAUGAACAUUUCUAUAAAAAUGGUGCAGUGAAAUGUGGUGUUGAUGUUCAAAGAGUGCAGUCGAUUGUGGAUACCAACAAAGCUUUAUUUGAAAAAGAAAGUGAUGAGAUUGACAGAGCUAAACAGCUGCUGGAAGACAAAAUUGAUUUGGAAGAUGCCUGGGCUCAAAUAUGUCCUGAAACAGAAAGGGAGCGUCUUCGUUGUUUGGAUCUGAUGAAAGAAAAAGUUGUAGAUGAUGAAGGUGAUGAUGAUGACAAACUCAUUCCUGACCUGACAGCAAACCCACAGACUACAUGCACUUUGGAAACAAAUCAUGUGUCAAUGCCCAGACAGGAUGCAUUGCAUUUAUUGCGAUCAUUAAAUGAAGAACAGUCUGCCAUAUUCUAUGCUGUUCGUAAGUGGUGUUUGCAGAAACUGUUUGGACAAAAUCCUGAACCGUUGCGAUUAUUCAUUACUGGUGGAGCAGGAACGGGGAAAAGCCAUUUAAUCAAAGCGAUACAUUACGAAUCUACACGGCUGUUGUCACAGAUUGCUGAAAAUCCUGAGGACCUCACUGUGCUUCUAACAGCACCUACAGGAGUGGCUGCAUAUAACAUUGGCGCUGCAACAAUUCACAAUACAUUCUCCAUCGGUGCAAAUGUCAAACUGCCAUAUCAACCACUAGGUGAUGAGAAAGUCAAUUCUUUGCGAACCAAAAUGGGCAGCUUGCAAAUUCUGAUCAUUGAUGAAGUGUCCAUGGUCGACCACCGUCUUUUGGCCUACAUUCAUGGUAGACUGCGUCAAAUCAAGCAGACUGGGGAUUAUUCCUUGUUUGCAAAAGUUUCCCUGAUUUGUGUGGGUGAUUUUUUCCAACUCAAGCCCGUGAAAGGCACGCCUCUUUUUGCUGAAAACAAAGGAGCCAACCUGUGGGACAACAACUUUGAGGUUGCAGAACUGACUAAAGUUGUUAGACAAGAAAAUGCAGCAUUUGCGGAAAUGCUUAAUCGUCUCAGAGUCCGUAAAAAGAACGAACCUCUCACCGACUGUGAUGUUCUCACACUGAGGCAGCGUGAAACUGAGACGUGGCUCAAUGUAGACACUGAAGAAGAGCCACAACUUCCAGGAUACGUCUUCAAACACAAUCCGAGAGGAAACUGUUACGAUGAAUCCGAGCCAGCCUUUGCAGCGCUGAAACAACAACAAAGAGGUGGAGUUGGUGUGUAUUGUUCAGAAAACAUUGAUGUGCAGGUGUCAAUUCCAGAAAGAUGCAAUUUGGAAUGUCUGUAUUUUGAAAUACCUCAUGCAAAUUUGAUUGCUGCUGUGUUGUACAGGCCCAGCUCGUAUAAGAUUGACAUGUUUCGAGAACAGAUAUUACAGGUCAUCUUUGAACUUGAGAAGCAUCCAGGGAGGAAACUCAUCAUGGGAGACUUCAAUGAGGAUAUCUUUGUAUCGUCUACAAUUCUCAAGUUACUGGAACAGCAUGGGUAG